UCUGUUAACCAUGGCACAGGUGUCGCCACGAUGAAGUUCAAGAGCCCUCCGGUCAACAGCCUCAGCCUGGAUUUCCUCACCGAGUUUUGCAUAAGCCUGGAGAAGCUGGAGAAUGAUCGGGCCUGCCGGGGCGUGAUCUUUGCAUCCGCCAUCCCCAAAAUCUUCUCAUCUGGCCUGGACAUCACCGAGAUGUGCGGGAAGAGCACGGAGCACUACACUGAGUUCUGGAGAGCCGUGCAGGAGACGUGGCUCCGGUUGUACGGCUCCAACAUGGUGACAGUAGCUGCAAUCAAUGGGUCCAGCCCGGCAGGAGGCUGUCUCCUCGCCUUGUCGUGUGACUACAGGAUCAUGGUGGAGAACCCCAAAUUCAACAUUGGCCUGAACGAAGCCCAGCUGGGCAUUGUGGCUCCUUACUGGUUUAAGGACACAUUUGUAAACACGGUGGGACACCGAGUUGCUGAACGCUCCCUCCAGCUGGGCUCCCUCCACCCCGCACCCGAGGCCCACAAGUAUGGCCUUGUGGACGAGUUGGUGCCAGAGGAGAAGCUCCAGGAGAAGGCUGCGGCUGUUAUGGCACAGUGGUUGGCCAUUCCCGACCAUGCCCGUCAGCUCACCAAGUCCAUGAUGAGGAAGGCAGUGUUGGACCGCCUGGUAGCUCACCGGGAGGAAGACAUUCAGAACUUUGUCAGCUUCAUCUCGAAAGACUCCAUCCAGAAGUCACUUCGCAUGUACAUGGAGAUGCUGAAGAAGAAGAACUGA
Molecule: messenger RNA, 759 nt
Organism: Cariama cristata (Red-legged seriema)
Lineage: Eukaryota; Metazoa; Chordata; Aves; Cariamiformes; Cariamidae
Gene: ECI1
Product: enoyl-CoA delta isomerase 1
Exons: 5
Coding region: 31-759 (242 amino acids)
Biological process (GO): fatty acid beta-oxidation
Cellular component (GO): mitochondrion
Molecular function (GO): enoyl-CoA hydratase activity
Source: RefSeq, a predicted model, not a curated record